Scatophagus argus is the source of this 572-nucleotide messenger RNA. RefSeq names its product protein NATD1-like. The transcript is spliced from 3 exons. The record is from RefSeq and is a predicted model, not a curated record. Bases 86 to 475 code for a protein of 129 amino acids. Lineage: Eukaryota; Metazoa; Chordata; Actinopteri; Scatophagidae.
UGUGUGCAUCCGGCGCCCCCUAGCGGACGGUCUGUAUAAUCACUACUACACGUCGGUCAGACUUACCUGCCUGUUGUCGUUAAAAAUGGCCUUUAAAAUAUUCUCCGGACUCACUGCCUCGGCUCUCAGAGUAAAGUCCUACCCGGUCGCCUUCAGUUCUUUGAGCUCCAGCUGCAGUUUAGUGGUUGAACAUGACCGACAGAACCUGCGCUUCACCGUCACUCCGGGCAGCGGGGCUGGGUCCCGUGACUGUGCGGUGCUGCACUACAGAUUCACCGGACACAAGGAGGUGGAUCUAAUGUCAACUUACGUCCCAGAGACUCUCAGGGGUCAAGGUGUUGCAGCACAGCUGUCCCAGGCUGCCAUGGACUUUCUGCUUGAAGAAAACCUCAAGGCUCGUGUCUCCUGUUGGUACAUAAAGAAAUACAUUGAGGAGCACCCACUGCAGCUUUAUAAAGAACUCGUCAUCGCUUGACUGCUGCCUGUGUGUCCAGCACAGUCUGUGAUGUUUCCUCCAAUCAACUGCAACCUCAUGUGCCUUCAUGUGCGGGACUGUGGAGGCCAAAUGAAGC